Molecule: messenger RNA, 1957 nt
Organism: Drosophila biarmipes
Lineage: Eukaryota; Metazoa; Arthropoda; Insecta; Diptera; Drosophilidae
Gene: olf186-M
Exons: 1
Coding region: 963-1736 (257 amino acids)
Molecular function (GO): signaling receptor binding
Source: RefSeq, a predicted model, not a curated record
AUAGUUUGGCGUUGCGCCCGAGGAAAUUGUCGUGGGGUUCGGGUCGCAAAGUGAUUCCAGCUCAGACCCCGCCGAUCGCCAUAUAACUCUUUCACUCUCCGGUUUUCUCAGCCCCUCUCGGACCCUCGAUUUCUCGCUAUCUCUCUCUCUCUCUCACUCUUCUUUUGUCUCUCUUUCUCCGGCGUAAAAGCUUCGAUCGCUCGCUUGGGGCGUUUGGGGCUUGUGAUUUCAGUUUCAGUUUUGAAGAUCACUCGCUGCGAGGCAGACGCUCAGCAGGGCGGAAAGAGAAAGCCAAAAGCUGAAACAAUAUUGAAAAUAAUAAUACAAAAAAGUUGCCGACUUGAACUCCCUUUCGAGCCCUGUAAAUUACCACAUUUGUGUACUUCAAAACGUGAAUAACUGAAGCAGAAGCUGGGCAAACAAAGCUGGUCCCCAGGGCAAAGUUACACUUCCCAUAACCAUCGUACAGGCCAAUAUCAAUGUCAAGCGAUCGUGAAAACACUCGAUCGUUCCGAAUCCGGGGUCAGAAGCUCUCCGGCUGAUUAACACUCCGCAUCUCCGCGUUCGCAGGUCGCAGUAAAUAAACAAAAACACACAAAUACGGCAAAUACGGCAAAUACGAGCUGGUAGCUCGCAAAAAACAACAAAAAACUAACAGAAACGCGCGGAAUAUUGAAAAACACGUUUCCACAAAAAAGGUGCUCUCGCACAACAACAAAUUAGCCAAAUAAAAAAUAACAAACAGCUCAAAUUGCUGUCGCUUUUCGCUAUUUGUUAUUGAAUACACGCGCACACGCAUUCGAAUUUGAGGCCCUGAUUCUGGCCAUUACCGAAUAUGUCGAAAAGCUGAGCUUGCUGAAUCGAGAUCGCUUGUAACCCGAGCAGCCGUGACCGCAGAAAACCCAUUAAAGAUACUCGAUAUCCCGGAGAUACAUACCUGCAAAGUGCAACCCAGAGACACAAUGGAGCGCUCGCACAGCUGUAGCAAUUUCGAGGAUGGCAGGGGGGGCAUCAAGGUCGUCGAUGGACCCUUGGAGCCGCUGGCCGGCAGCAGUGAUCAGCUAGCCAGCGUUCACUUUCCGCCCAGCAAACCGCUGCGCCGGCGCAGAAAACUCCAGCGACAACAGUCGGCGGUGGACGCCGAUGACAUGGAGUAUGCCGCCGACCUGGAGGAGAAUGCCGAUCCGGAUGUGGAGAACGCAACGCCUGCGGCGCCAUUGCCACUGCCCCUGCGACACAUAACGUCCUGCAUGGGUAGCCGCAGCCUGCGCCACGAGGAAUCCUUCGAGUCCUCCAGCACGGCCCCGGAGCUGAGUCCGCAGGCUCAGAGGCAGCAGCGAUUUAGCAGCCUACUCCUGCGAGACAGCUCUGUGUCCGUGCAGUCCGACUCGAGUCGCUACUCCAGUGUGGACAGUCUGCUGGAGGCCCGCAAGCCCGAUCCCGAGGCCAUACUCAUCAACCUGGGCUUUGGCCCCCUCAGCUCCGAGGACAUGCUGUCCAGGAUACCCCGAAGGUUCCUCAAGCCCUCGCAAGUGCCUGGCAUCGAUACCGAUGCCUUCGUGCAAAGACUGACUUUGGCCCGGUCCCUCGCCGACUCCAGUGUCCUGGGCUAUAGGGGUCUCACCGGCAACCCCGACAUGCCACCCUCCUCCAUUGUGGCCAGCAUUAUGAAGCGCUUCGAGGUGAACCACCAUCGCAAGAACUCCAUGGGCUCCAUCAAGCCCUCCAUUCAAUGAGCCAGCCAUACUCCUUACCAUAGGUCAGCCAAAAAGAGGACAUUUUCGUAGCGUUAGUUGUUGCCAAGCGGGGUUUCUGGUGACCCAUGACCCCUGUGAUCGUCCCGUCUUGUCCAUUAGCCCACUUAAGUGCCGCGUACUUAGCUGUGCAUCUGUAUUAUUGUACCACUACAUUAAUUAUUAAUUUUUAAGUAUGAAUUAAAGAUGAUAUUUUAUGGUAA